ACGUAGGAAACUGUUAAUUAGCAGUAUGGAAAUUAUCAUCAAAUUAUUGUUUUGUGUCAAAUCUUGCAUUUAUAUUAGGUCCUCUGGUAUUCUUUAGCUAUUUUUAAUUAUUUACACGGCAUCUUCUUGAUUUUUGCAUUAUGAAAAAAAAAGCAACAACGUGAAUUUUAAAUUUUAAAUUCAAAAACUGUAUACGCACUGCAAACAGCAGAUGGCGCUCGACAACAAAAAGUCCUGGCCAUCUCUAUUAGGAUGAAGUGGGCGUAAAAGACUUGUGUGUGUGUGUGUGUGUGUGUGAGAGAGAGAGAGAGAGAGAGAGAGAGAGAGAGACUGGGCUUGUGCACCGGUUUGCUGCCCUGCGCUACGGAUGUGUGAUGCUGUAGUGGUCAGUAUCGGUCCUCCAUGGCGGGUUUAGCUCUCAUACUCAGCGCUGAGAUGGAGACAUGACCGGAGAAACAAGAGGAAAGGACCACGAUCUCUUCCUUAUAGACGGGCUUUAGCCAGCUUGAGGAGGAGCAGACGGAGGACGAGUUCUUCCCGGCACUCUCAGGUUGCAGCUGCAGGUUUAAACGGACCGCAUGCACAGAACUGGGAGUCUCACUAUGAGAGUCUCCUGAUUCGGAUCCAAGCAAAAUUCUGCAGAGCUUCUGCGCUGGGCGUCUUGCGUCUUGUAUCUACAGUUCGGCGGUAGCGCGGCGCUUUCUGUGCGCCACUGAGUUGGUGAAGGUGAUGGAGAAGCCGGCGCAAGCCCAGCUGCAGUCAGGUGCAUCCAAGAGCUCGGAGAGUUGUACAGAGGAUUUGUCCAAAGUCACGGACCAGGAGCUCCUGAAGUGGAGUAAAGAUGAGCUGGUGCGGAGGCUGCGCAGAGCCGAGGCCGAAAAGAUGAGCGCCAUAGUGGAGCACGGAAACCUGAUCCGAGAGGUGAACCGCAGGCUCCAGCUGCACCUGAACGAGAUCCGGGGGCUGAAGGAGGUGAAUCAGAAACUUCAAGAGGAUAACCAGGAGUUACGUGACCUUUGCUGCUUCUUGGACGAUGACCGGCAGAAGGGGAAGAAAGUGUCAAGGGAGUGGCAGCGCCUCGGCCGAUACAGUGCAGGCAUUAUGCGUAAGGAGGUGACCCUGUACCUGCAGAAGCUGAAGGAGCUAGAGCAGAGGCAGGAGGAGGUGCUGAAAGAAAACCUGGAACUGAGGGAGCUGUGUCUCAUGCUGGAUGAAGAAAAGGGCUCUGGAGGCACAGGAGGCUCACUGAGCACUGGAGGUCCAGCAGGCUGCAGGAACUCUAUCGACAGCCAGAGCAGCCUGUCACAUGCCAGCGUGCCCGGGCCAGGGCUGCUGAGGGACGUUGGGGAUGGGAGUAGCACUUCCAGUGCAGGCAGCACCGACAGCCCCGAUCAUCUGACACAUAAGCAGCAGCUGCUGGCUGGUCCAGCUGCAGGCAGUCUUGAGCAUGUCCACAAACCCCGAGCAGGGGAGGAGAUGCCAGUUCCAGAGCAACUCAGCCGCAGAAGGAGCACAAGUCCGGAGUAUGCUGCCCAUACCUUUCCUCAAGUUUGCCGGCCUCGCUGUGGCUCCUUCUCUAGUCCUGACCACAAGGGCAUGCGAGGUCUUAGCCCUGAAAAGCUUGGCAAAAGGGGCAGCCCAGAGCAGUUUUUAAAGCACUUGCCAGUGUCUUCUCAGCCUCCUGGUAGCCCUGACCUCUUUCAGAAGCACAGGACAAGCAUUGUGAGUCUAUGUGGCAGUCCAGAGCCUAAACAGAUACUGUCAGGCACUCCUGAACAUCUGCAGAAGGGUCGUGUGAUUGCAGGGAGCCCUGAGAUGCUAAGACACCAGUAUAGUGGCAGUCCAGAUCAUGGCAAGUUUGGCAGCCCUGGGCGGGAUGUGGCACAAAGGAGGUCAGGAGCAGAGGAGCUGUCCCCGCAUCACCGGAGCAUCUACAGUGGUAUGAAUGCUCUGCUAUCUGCUGGCUGCUGCACCACCUCCUGUAGAAGUGUCAAGCUUUGGGACAGCUUUGAUGCCUCCUGACCGUUGCCUUGACUGGAUCUGAUGCUGGGUGCCUGGCUUUAAAGGAGCCCAGAUCUCUGCAGUCUUUUGCACUGGGAGAGAGAGUGCACAAUAUUGUGCAGCAGCCAGUGUCUUGUGUCUUUUCCACCCCAUGCUGGUUUCAGGUGUCCUGUUUCCCCUGUUAGAGCUCUGCACAAAAAACAAAAAACUAAAACAACAACAAAAUAAAAAUCUAUAAAAGGGGUUUCAUUAGGAGGGAG
Molecule: messenger RNA, 2261 nt
Organism: Ictalurus furcatus (blue catfish)
Lineage: Eukaryota; Metazoa; Chordata; Actinopteri; Siluriformes; Ictaluridae
Gene: ccdc85a
Product: coiled-coil domain containing 85A
Exons: 4
Coding region: 730-2022 (430 amino acids)
Source: RefSeq, a predicted model, not a curated record